AUGCAGGCGAGCAAAGGUGUGCCGCUUUCGGACCCGGCGUUGGACCGGCCGAGAUUGAAAACAGACAUGUGCAAGAACGUGGACUUGCCAAUGUCUGCGUUUGCGAUUAACCACUUGCGAUUAUCUUGCAUUACACCUGCAUUCGUCAUGGACAACAUUGAAGCCAUCAAUAAACUCCCAGGGGGUCUCCGUCACUUGAGAAUUCGUACUGAUGAGGAGUUCCAAAAGUACUCUGUACCAGUGGAGACUGUCCCCCGUCCAGGUUUCAAUACAACCGGAAAAGAAGUCGAGCUUUCGCUCAAUGCCUACCCCAUUACGAAGUUCCCAAGCCGAACCGUUUAUCAGUACGAUGUUCACAUCGGCACCGGACUGGAGAAGUUCAUUGUCAAUAAGAAGGUGUGGAAUUCCAGGGCUCGAAGGGCGGCUUUGAAGAGCAUUGUCUAUGAUGGCUCGAAGCUUGCAUGGUCGAUGAACCUCUACAAAACCGAAUUCAAUGAGGAAAUCAAUCUUGACGUUGAAGAGGGUCGGCCCGUGAGGAAAGGCAUAGAGAAGGACAAGAAUACCUUCCGUCUGCUUGUCCGGCAUACCAGAACAGUCAACCUGGCCGUGUUGAAUGCUUGGCUCUCUGGUCAGGCGUCCUUCGACGAUGGAGUGCUGGAGGCGAUGAAUUUCCUUGACCAUGUUCUCAGAGAACACCCCAGCUCACAGCUUUUGGCCAUCAAACGUUCCUUUUUCGAUGAAAAUGGCGGGAAGGGAGAGCUGGGAGGGGGCGUCAUUGCUCUUAAGGGAAUGUAUCAAUCCAUUCGGCCUGCCAUCGGUGGUAGACUUAUUGUCAAUGUCGACGUCUCAAAUACAUGCUUUUGGGCCCGUAUUAGCCUGACAGGCGCGGCACUGGAGAUUUGUGACGCCAGAGACCACCAGCAUCUAUGCCAUCUGCUUAGGCCCAAACCGGAUGGAUAUGGCGGAGUUACUGAAUCGGAACUUUUCCAAGAAGUCAGUAGACGGCUCCGAAAGCUCGUUGUGGCUCCAUUCUACGGAGGAUGCCCAGUCCUGGGAGUCCGGUUCACUGUCAAGGGGCUUAUUAACGGCAACGCGCGCCAGUACAUGGUUGACAUAAAGGACAAGGCUACCGGCAAGAUUAACCGGAUGAGCGUCGAGCAGUACUUCAAGACCAAGUACAACCUGGUCCUCAACGACUGGGCACUUCCCAUGGUAGAGAUGACCAAGAAAGAUGUGGUCUACCCUAUGGAGGUCUUGACCAUCCAGGGUCUCCAGCGCUUUCCUUUUAAGUUGAAUGAAACCCAGACAGCUCAAAUGAUCAAAUAUGCGGCGUCUCGUCCGAAAGACAGGCUCGAGACAAUUCUCACUUCUAAGAGAACACUUGCCCACGACCAAGACCCUGUCCUUAACAACUUUGGGCUUAAGAUCAGCAAUACCAUGAUGAAGACCAAGGCUCGGCUUCUACCAAGUCCCGCCGUCAUGUUCGGCAACAACCAGCGCAUCGAGCCUGGUGUUAGUGGCCGCUGGGAUCUCCGCGGAAAGAAGUUCUACACAGCAAAUCCACAGCCCCUUCAAGCAUGGGGGAUUGGCUAUUUCCCUGGAAGACGCAACGUUAUCAGUAACGACCAGGUAGUCAGAUUCGCCGACAACUUUAUGAAGACCUAUGCUGGACAUGGAGGCACAAUUACCCGCCGUCCUGUGAUCAUCGAGCUCAAAGAAGACAUCGGUGAAGCGAUCAAAAAGCUUUAUGAGGGCGCCGGAAAGGCAAAUCAAGAGGACCCCCAGUUGCUUCUUGUCAUCGUCCCGGAUAAGAAUUCCUUCACCUAUACCCGUAUCAAGAAGUCGUGUGACUGCCGCUGGGGCGUGCCUUCUCAGGUCCUACAGGCGGGUCAUGUCAACAGGGGUAAUCCCCAAUAUGUUUCCAAUGUCCUCAUGAAGGUGAACGCUAAGCUUGGAGGUGUCACAAGUCGAGCUGUAUCAAAGGUGCAAGGAGCGACCUUGCGUCCAGGCUCAAUGAUUAUUGGCGCUGACGUGACUCAUCCUCCCAUGGGUGUCUGGUCACCCUCAAUGGCGGCAGUUUCCGUGUCCAAGGAUCCCUAUGGUAGCAGCUACUUCGGUGCUUGCGAAGCAAACAUGGAUCGUAUAGAGAUCAUCUCGCGGACCAGUAUGGAGUUUAUGCUCGCCCCUCUUGUUCGUGAAUGGAUAACCACUAUCGGACAGGGACGCGCGCCUAAGUACGUUUACUACUUCCGUGAUGGUGUUUCUUCCGGUCAGUUCGAGCACGUACUCAAUCAAGAGGUCAUAAAUAUCAAGAGCGUCAUUACUCAGCAUAACAUGAAUCAGUGGGAUGGUAAAAUCACUGUGGUGGUUGCUAACAAGCGUCACCAUUUGCGAGCAUUCCCCAAGUCGGGCGAUCGCAAUGCUGCUGACAAGAACGGUAACCCGCUGCCCGGUAUUCUGAUUGAGAAAGAUGUGACCUCUCCACAUGACUGGGAUUUCCUCCUCUAUUCGCAUAUUGCUCUGCAGGGAACUUCGCGGCCCGUUCAUUAUCAUGUUAUCCUCGACCAGAUAGAGCACAAGCCCCAUGAGCUUCAGAACAUGAUUUAUGAUCAUUGUUACCAGUACAUCCGGUCUACGACUUCGGUCUCCUUGUACCCUGCCAUUUACUAUGCGCACCUUAUCGCUAGUCGUGCCCGCAGCCACGAGGAUGUUCCGGCCAGCUCUGGCCCACAGAGCGGUAACACGAUCAAGCUCACGAAUCCCAAGCCUAAGAACAGGCCAAUUGACCCUAAGCUACUGCCAAUCAUCAACCGGAGGAACAGACUGCCCUGGCAGAUGUGGUACAUCUAGACAGAAGUUGGCGUAGUGGAGAUAUUGGUUGCUUUUUCUCUUUAGUAUUUUACACAGCGAUGUCCGGUACAUCGUCUGAUCUGCUUGCUAUUGCCGUACUCGGAUUGCGUCGGCUCAACACUGAAGUUCAGGUAGCAUAACCCUUUGACUCUAACUUACCAGCCUUGAUGGUAGGACGGUUUAGGUCGAUAGGGAUUGCAGGCCAGAUCAUUGGCGUACCGUACCAUAGUCCUUGAGUUUCAAUCAAGUUUUAUUGCUUU
Messenger RNA from Aspergillus piperis CBS 112811, 3110 nucleotides. RefSeq names its product putative eukaryotic translation initiation factor eIF-2C4. NCBI's taxonomy places the organism in Eukaryota, Fungi, Ascomycota, Eurotiomycetes, Eurotiales, Aspergillaceae. Gene Ontology annotation, molecular function: protein binding; RNA binding. Bases 1 to 2850 code for a protein of 949 amino acids. The record is from RefSeq and is a predicted model, not a curated record. The transcript is spliced from 7 exons.